Messenger RNA from Cyprinodon variegatus (sheepshead minnow), 2772 nucleotides. It is a transcript of the gene klhl12, whose product is annotated as kelch like family member 12. Bases 69 to 1763 code for a protein of 564 amino acids. The transcript is spliced from 11 exons. Lineage: Eukaryota; Metazoa; Chordata; Actinopteri; Cyprinodontiformes; Cyprinodontidae. Gene Ontology annotation, molecular function: protein binding. The record is from RefSeq and is a predicted model, not a curated record.
CAUUUUUGUUUGUGUUGUUUCCAGAUUCCUGCGGUAGUUUGAGAUCCUUGACGGAUUCCCAAGGCAACAUGGCUCCUAAAGACAUCAUGACCAACUCGCAUGCCAAAUCCAUCCUCAAUGCAAUGAACUCACUACGCAAGAGCAACACGCUCUGCGACAUCACUCUGAGGGUGGACAGCACAGACUUUCCAGCUCACCGGAUCGUCCUGGCCGCCUGCAGCGACUAUUUCUGUGCCAUGUUCACCAGCGAGCUUGCAGAAAAGGGGAAAUCGUUUGUCGACAUUCAGGGACUCACUGCAUCGACUAUGGAGAUCUUGUUGGACUUUGUGUACACAGAGACGGUUCUUGUCACAGUGGAAAACGUGCAAGAACUGCUUCCUGCAGCAUGUCUGCUGCAACUUAAAGGGGUGAAAAGGGCGUGCUGCGAUUUUCUGGAGAGUCAGCUCGAUCCGUCCAACUGCCUGGGGAUCCGCGACUUCGCCGAAACUCACAACUGCCUUGACCUGAUGCAGGCCGCCGAGCUCUUUUCCCAGAAGCAUUUCUCCGAGGUGGUUCAGCACGAGGAGUUCAUGCUCUUGAGCCAGACAGAAGUCGAAAAGCUCAUAAAGUGUGAUGAAAUCCAGGUGGAUUCAGAGGAGCCUGUUUUUGAAGCCGUGUUGAACUGGGUCAAACACAACAGGAAAGAGCGAGAACCGUACCUCCCGGACAUGCUGGAGUUUGUCCGCAUGCCGCUCCUCACCCCCCGCUACAUUACCGAUGUCAUCGAUGCCGAGCCUCUCAUUCGAUGUAGCCUGCCUUGUCGAGACCUCGUUGAUGAGGCCAAAAAAUUCCACUUAAGACCGGAGCUGAGGAGUGAGAUGCAGGGUCCUCGCACACAAGCCAGAUUAGGUGCCAAAGAAGUCCUGCUGGUUAUAGGUGGGUUCGGCAGCCAGCAGUCUCCAAUAGAUGUUGUAGAGAAAUAUGAUCCCAAAACCCAGGAAUGGAGCUUUCUACCUAACAUCGCCCGUAAAAGACGCUACGUCGCCACAGUGUCUCUACACGAUCGAGUUUACGUCAUCGGGGGCUACGACGGCCGGUCGAGGCUCAGCUCUGUGGAGUGUCUGGACUACACAGCCGAUGAAGACGGUGUUUGGUACACCGUCGCCACCAUGAACGUACGCCGCGGUCUCGCUGGAGCCACGACUCUAGGAGAUAUGAUAUAUGUUGCUGGCGGCUUCGAUGGCAGCCGACGACACACCAGCAUGGAGCGAUACGAUCCGAAUAUCGACCAGUGGAGCAUGCUGGGAGAUAUGCAGACUGCUAGAGAGGGAGCUGGUCUGGUGGUGGCCAGUGGGCUUAUAUAUUGUCUCGGUGGUUAUGAUGGCCUAAAUAUCUUAAACUCAGUGGAAAGAUAUGACCCUCACACAGGCCACUGGACUAGCGUGACACCCAUGGCCACGAAGCGAUCAGGGGCUGGUGUGGCGCUACUGAACGACCACAUUUAUGUUGUGGGAGGGUUUGAUGGCGUUUCACACCUCGACUCGGUGGAGGUUUACAACAUCAGGACAGACUACUGGACCACUGUGGCCAGUAUGACGACUCCUCGGUGUUACGUGGGCGCAACCGUCCUCAGAGGACGACUCUACGCCAUCGCCGGAUACGAUGGAAACUCCCUCCUCAGCAGCAUCGAAUGUUAUGACCCGGUUAUCGACUCCUGGGAGGUCGUCACCUCCAUGGCAACCCAGAGGUGCGACGCAGGAGUCUGUGUUCUGCGGGAGAAGUAACCCUGCGUCCGCAACAAUGAGGACGAGAACAGAACAGGCAGCUAAGACUCUAUUGAAAAUGUCGCUACAAAGUAGAACCACAGAGGAAGGAUGCUAAUUUGCCCGAAUAUGCAAGCUGGUUCUGUGAACUGAAGGGUUAAUCACCAGUCGGACCGUUGCUAUGGAGAUUGAGCCUUACUGUGGUAGACUUCGCAUCACUUCCAAGGAGCCCAUGAUGGCUUGCAUGACUCUACGGUGGUGUCUGUUGUCACGUGAGAUUAUUUUUUCAGAACAUUUUCCAAGUGCAAUAUAUUUUUAUCCAUCAAGAAGAAAACGAUGGAGCGGAUUAAGACUUUACGUGCUGCUAUAUGCCUUAUGACUUUCACCUGCAUCAAACAUGUUGCCUCCCAUCUGACGGAAAUUACAUUGUCUUAUUAUGGAGUGAACUGAUUCAGCAUAUGCAUGCUCAUCAGUGAACAAUAAUAACAGGACUUUUGAAUGGAAAUCGCUUUAACACAGAUUUUAUUUCUUUCAAUCAUAUCAUAUAUAAAGAUGAACAUUGUUUUAGAAAAAAACUGAACUGUGCUUCAUGAUUUGUAUUUCCCUCCAAUUUGAAAACAUUGAGAUCAAGGUUUCAAGUAUCAGAUGAAAGGGGUUUCUUUGUGUUUUUUUUUUUUUUUUCCCCUCAGAAAAUGGAUUAAGGCAAACUUGUAGGAUGCAACGCCUGAAUGUCACUGUUGUCUGAAAACUAAAAUAAAAGCUCUCAGAAAUUAGAGACUUGAGUGACAAAAUGUUUCAUGAUUACAUCACAUAGUGGCUGCAUCCGAACUUUCGCCCUAAUCACUAUAUAGGGCACUACAUAGGGAUUCUGCCAUUUUAGAUGGGUGUCCGAACAUCUAGUGGAUGAAAAGUAGUGGACACUAAAUUUCCCAUAAUGCUCCUUAAAAAGUAGUGAAUAUUUAUGGUCACUAGAUGUGUAGACAUAUCCCAGAUUGCUUUGUGAGAGCUCUACUCGCAAAGCAUCAUGGGA